AUGAUCGAUGGAACUUUGGAGAACAAUGACGUGAAUUCAGUUGUAUUACAUAGAGAAUUAGUAUCUGAAAAGGACCCUGUAACUGAGUUAAUAGAGGAUGAAUUGCAAAAGCAGUCUAUUUCAAAGGACGAAGCAGUGAGUGUUGAAGAAUCAAUUUCAUCUUCAAACAAACUCACUACUCCCGCAGACCAUAUAUCAAUAACGAACAGUACACUUGAAAAUACAAUUCUGGAAACAGAUGAAUUAGAUGCUGAGGGAUGCGUUAAAAGUGCUGGUAGAGUGGACAAAAAGCCAAGUUCACGCGUGCAAAUACGAAAUAUGCCACCUUAUCUGAAAUACAAGCAAGUCAAGGAGCUUCUUUCAAAGCAAUUGAGUAAGUUCGUCGUGACGAACAUUCGACAUACGGGCAUAACAGUGUUCUUUUCGCUACCGACUCCGGAAGAAGCUGCUGCUGCAGUUCAAAUUUUUGAUGGCUUUAAAAUAAAAGGUCGAAUUUUACGGGCCAAAAUAGCGCGACCAGAACAACUGAAAGUGAAACUACUGAACAGUGAUCAAAUAAAGCGUACAGCACGCGAACGUGUAACGCCAUUGGCUGACAAGCCAUACAAUGAGCAACUCGAAAUUAAGAUGAACGAUGUGAAACGAAUUGCAGCGAACUUUUUGAAAGAGAUGAUUGGUGCUCAUGUGAAUGGUGCCAACAGAAUCAGCAUUGAAUCGUUGGUUGAAUCUAUUCGUCCUUCACCUCGUAUCACCGAAUAUCGAAAUAAAUGUGAAUUUACAAUUGGUUAUAAUAUCGAUGGUUGCAUAUGUGUUGGUUUUGUUGGUGGUCGAUUUGCAGCUAAUCAACAUUUUGUAUUGCCCGUGGAUACGUGUGAUAACAUAUCAACCCAUAUGAAGAGAAUUGUCGGAGCCUUCCAGAAAUUGGUUGUGGAAAGUGGUGAAUCACCAUUCAAUGAAUUUGAACGGAAGGGUGUGUGGAAAAUGCUUUCCAUUCGUGAAUUUGGUUUAGAUAUAAUGAUGAUUGUAACUAUAUUUCCUAUGGAAGACAAAGAGCGCGAAAAAGCUUUGAUAAAAGUUGUGCAGGAACGAUUUCUUCAGCUAAGCAAUUUCUCUGACGAAAAUAGUCUUUUUCACAUUACUUCGCUGUACUGGCAGCGAUUAGCGAACGCUAGCGAUCCGGUUAUCUAUGAACAUAUUGCGGGUACUCCUUACAUUUAUGAAACAAUUUUGGAUACCCGAUUUCGAGUUUCACCUUCAUCAUUUUUUCAAACAAACAGUGCUGGUGCCACAGUAUUAUAUAAAACGAUUGCUGAAAAAUUCGGUCUAUGUAAGAUGGAGAAUUUAGUUGAACAGAAAUCCAUCGAUGCUGAUUUAGUUGCUGUAGUUUCUGCAAAAGAUCUCGAAGAAUCUGUAGACGAAGACAAUGGCGAACCAGAAAUGAAGAUAAGAAAGCUUGAAAAGGUGGGAAUUGUUGAGCAGCAACAGGCAACUUUGAUCUUAGAUAUCUGUUGUGGUACUGGAACGAUCGGAAUUAGUUUGAUGAAGUUGGCGAAAACUGUUAAUCGCAAAUUUUUAAUAGGUAUUGAAAUUAUUCCGGAAGCUAUUGAAGACGCAACAACAAAUGCAGAUGAUAAUUUGCCACCAGAUAGUUACAAGUUUGUGUCCGGUAAAGCCGAAAACGUUUUCUUUCGUUUGGAGCGACUAGUGCCAUCGUGGGUUGAUUUGAAAACAGUAAAUAUAAUAGGAGUGAUAGAUCCUCCGCGAGCUGGAGUUCACGAAAAGGUAGUUAUUGGAUGCCGAGCGCUUACACAGCUGAAAAAAAUUGUCUUUGUCUCAUGCAGUCCAUCUUUGGCAAUGAAAAAUGUUGUUGAUCUCUGUCGGCCGACAUCUAGAAAAUUCGAAGGUGAACCAUUCAAGCUAACUUCUAUUACACCGGUUGAUAUGUUUCCGCAAACAUCUCACUGUGAAUGGGUUGUACAAUUGGAUAGAUAG
Cercopithifilaria johnstoni is the source of this 1992-nucleotide messenger RNA. Lineage: Eukaryota; Metazoa; Nematoda; Chromadorea; Rhabditida; Onchocercidae. The record is from the annotation of a GenBank genome assembly.